AUGCUCUAUCAUGCGUUUAUCACUCAGCGCCGACUAGUCUAUCGAUCAUGGACACGUUGUACCACUGUUCAUCUUUCCCAAUGUCGGUAUCAAUCUUCUGCAGCCACCAUUCAACAAGAAAAAACACGCUCCAACUUGAACGUCAUCGACUUUUACCAUGCAUCGCUUUCUUCAUCGCCCCAUCAUUAUGCCUUCAAACUUGGCGUCUCAGGUUACCCAAAGAAAGGCAAAGUCAUUGAACCCAUCACCCAAGACGAUGCCAUCUAUACCAGUGUACAAGUAGGCGACGACGCUUAUUUUCAACGUCGUGACGCUCUCGGUGUAGCUGACGGUGUGGGUGGCUGGCGAAAACAUGCUGGAGCGAAUCCUGCUUUGUAUUCACGAAAACUGAUGCACUAUGCUCAGCUGGAACUCGAUCGCAUAAAGAGCAAUGUACGACCUUACAAUGUUCCACAGAACCACCCUGAUCCCAUUCAGGUGCUUGAAAAUGCAUACCAUCUAACUUCCCUCGACGCCCAGAACGAGGUACGGUUUCAGAUGAUCACCCGGGGGAUUGUAGGCUCAACCACCGCGUGUAUCAUCACUUUAUGUCAAGAUGAAUUACGGAUUGCCAAUCUUGGCGACUGCGGCGUUUCCAUCAUUCGAUGCAAUGACUAUAUAUUUCGAUCGGAAGAACAGCAACACAGCUUCAACUUUCCCUACCAACUAGGCACAGCUUCUUUUGAUUCUCCAGCAGAUGCACAGCGGUUUACGGUGAAAAUCGAAGAGGGGGAUAUCAUCAUUCUUGGUUCUGAUGGAUUAUUCGAUAAUUUGUACGAUGAAGAGAUUCUGGAAGAGCUUAUCCAAACGAACAAUAACCAUACUGCAACGAUCGGCUGUGCACCACAAAAAAUCUCAGACGCAUUGGCUUUGCGGGCGAAAUUAGGCGGAAAAGCAGACGACAUCAGCGUGCUAGUAGCUGUUAUCAGUCGAGAUGAAUGUCCACCAGAACCGUCUCCGCCGCCAUUACCAUGA
Molecule: messenger RNA, 1014 nt
Organism: Radiomyces spectabilis
Lineage: Eukaryota; Fungi; Mucoromycota; Mucoromycetes; Mucorales; Radiomycetaceae
Product: phosphatase 2C-like domain-containing protein
Exons: 6
Coding region: 1-1014 (337 amino acids)
Source: RefSeq, a predicted model, not a curated record